Molecule: messenger RNA, 5436 nt
Organism: Hippopotamus amphibius kiboko
Lineage: Eukaryota; Metazoa; Chordata; Mammalia; Artiodactyla; Hippopotamidae
Gene: BRI3BP
Product: BRI3 binding protein
Exons: 3
Coding region: 120-851 (243 amino acids)
Cellular component (GO): mitochondrion
Source: RefSeq, a predicted model, not a curated record
GCGGGCAGAGGUGCGGCGCGCGGCCACCGAGCGCGCCCACGCGGUCCCCGGCAGAGCCGCGGCGUCCCACCGUGCGGCCCUCUCCCUUCUCCCGGACCCCGCAUCCCGCCGGCCCCAGGAUGGGCGCGCGCGCUUCGGGCGGACCCCGGGCCCGGACUGGGUUCCUGCUGCUGCUCCUGCUGCUGCUCGGGCUGCUGGCCCCGGGCGCGCGGGGGGCGCGGGGCCGUGGUGGCACCGAGAAGAACAGCUACCGCCGCACGGUCAACACCUUCUCGCAGAGCGUCAGCAGCCUGUUCGGCGAGGACAACGUGCGCGCCGCUCAGAAGUUCCUGACGAGGCUGACCGAGAGGUUCGUGCUGGGUGUGGAUAUGUUUGUGGAAACCGUGUGGAAAGUUUGGGCGGAGCUCUUGGAUGUCCUUGGACUUGACGUCUCGAACCUGUCCCAGUACUUCAACCCAAGCUCGGUGGCCAACAGCCCCGCUCGCUCCAUCCUGCUGGUGGGCGUCGUCCUCCUGGCCUACUGGGUCCUGUCUCUGACCUUGGGCUUCACCUUCAGCAUCCUGCACGUGGUGUUCGGCCGCUUCUUCUGGGUGGCGCGGGUCAUCCUGUUCUCCAUGUCCUGCGUGUACAUCCUGCACAAGUACGAGGGCGAGCCGGAGAACGCCGUGCUGCCCCUGUGCUUCGUGGUGGCCAUCUACUUCAUGACCGGGCCCAUGGGCUUCUACUGGCGCAGCAGCCCCAGCGGCCCCAGCGUGGAGGAGAAACUGGAACAGCUGGAGAAUCAGGUGAGACUGCUCAACAUCCGUCUCAACCGAGUGCUCGAGAGUCUAGACCGCUCCAACGGCAAGUGACAACCAGCCAACCGGCCGGGUCCCCUCCCACCAGCGCCCUCUCUCCGGAAACAAAAAAGAAGAAGAAAAAAAAGAACGCCAAACCCCAGACCAUCUUAAAUAAACAUGCCUGAGCAAGAGAGUGGCGCUUUGCGAGGGUGUUUCUGGCCACGUGUCAACUCUUAGGACAUCUUCCGGGAGGAAGGACAAGGUCGUUGAUGUAGAACUACCCACCAAGUGUCAUUAGUGGAAAAAAAAAUAUUUUUUAAACAAAGGAUAUAACCAUAUUAGCUGUACAGUAAGAGAAGUUUAUCUGUGCAUAGGGCAUAAAGUUAAUUUUUUCAAGCAUUUACAUACAUCUUUUGUAAGGUUUUUAAUAAAGGCAGCUCGAGUCAAGUUUCUGAAAACUUUACGUGGAGGGGAAGGAAUUGCUCAUUUGACCUUUUGGAAAAGUUUCAAGGCAAGCGUUUGUUUUUGCAGCAUAGGGAUUGGUGGGUGAGGUCUCUGUGUGUUCUUUUCAUGUUCCAAAGCUGUGACCUUCGUUUCAUGUUGUUUUGAGUUGAUGUUGAUUUAUUUAAUGACUACCCGUUGCUUCUGAAUGUGGACUGUUGGGUUUCAAGGACGAAACUAAACGUCUUCUGGGUCCUUCGAUCCUAUUUCUAAAUGAAGAAAUCAUUAUUUGUAGAAAACCUAAGAUUUCUUUCCCCCCUUCUGUACUUUGAUGUAUUUUAACCUCAACAUUUUGUAAAGGAAAAUUCAAGAACCAGGCAAAGAAAUGUCUUUGGGGUUUGAUGCCAAGAGCUGCCUGGGUAAGCUCAUUCAGGAACCUAUCUGACAUCUGAAUUUCGGCACUGGCCAGCUAGGUCGAUAUAGGAAAGAUAUACUCUCCAGGGUUUUUUUGUUUAUUUGUUUCGUUUUGGUUUUGGUUGACUCAGGACCUUAGAAGGAAAAUCAACCAUUGCAGCUAAUAACAUUUUCAAGUCUGUUGCUGCUUAUAACGUGUCCUCAGGAAUAAUAAGCGGGCAUAAGCCAGACUUGGAAAAGAUCUGAAUGAUUUUUCCUGAAAUUUUUACAAUACGUGCGUUAGGUGCUUUUUUCUGGAGUCUGUGGCGGCCUCAUUGUAGGUGGGCUCUAGGGGUGGAGAGAGGUAUGUGCAGGACAGACAGCUCCACAGCUGUCUGGGUCCUGGACAGAGGCGGCUUGGCAUGGCUCGGGUCAGGGGCUAGUGGAGACGCCCCUUUCUCGGUACCAACAAGCAGAGAAGGGCAAGGAAAGGAUGCCCCAGAUUUUGCUGCCAGGGGCCAUGGCUGCCGUCCCCCGCCCACCUGCGUCGUGCCCUGGCAGCCCCCUCUCAAGGGCUCCCGUACACAGGUUUGCAGAGACCCCUGUCGGAUCAGGUAGAACCAAGACCUCUUGGUCCAGGUAUCCGUUUUGGAGAAAACUCAGCUGCCUGCCACCUCCUCCUGUGCUACGUUUCUGUGACGUUUUAUCUGGGGUUGCAAGUCCCUGGAAAAUGCAAGCGAACGUCUAUUUUUAAGGUUUUACAGUAACGGGACCCAGACUCUCCUGCCUUCCGUUCACUUCCUGGAACACAUACACGUUCUCUAGAAUUUGCUUGAGCAAAUCUUUCUCCAGGGGCAUUUGAACCCCAUGGCUUCUACAUCGAAACCAUUCCAGUUUUGUCAUUUAGAUACUUAUAGACAAAUCUAUUUUAGCACAAGGUAUGAAGAACUCCAAGGGGGUCAUCUUUGCCUUCCUUCCUCUUGUGCGUCUGGCUCCUGUGUAUUUGGCAUGUUUAGGUAUUUGCUUUGCUCCUGUUAGCCGGGGGGAAAUUGACAUUCUCUGCACAAAGCUUUUUUUUUUUUUUUUUAAUUACUGGUCUGGGGAGAGAGAACAUCCACUCUGUUCUCUCGCCCACCUUCACACAUGGAAACCUGCUGGGCACUGUGCUGUAUGGAGAUCCAGGCAGGAAAAGCAUUUUAACUUCUAGUAAAUCAAGGAAGGCUCACGUAUCUGGGCACUGGUAGACUGUGGCCACAGCAUCAACGGGAAAUUGCUGUCGAGAAAAUGCACCUUGUUUUCCAGAUUGGCUAAGUGUGGACUAUGAAGCCAGUCGUAGAGUACAGUACACUCAAAAGAAAGAUGUCUUUAUUUUUCACGAAAGUUAAAUAGUUAUUAGGUCUUUAGGAGUGUCACUUCAGGGUAGAACCGUCCUUGAAAUUCUGAUCGAAAUCUUAGCUGUUCGAUCUGAAUGACUCCUGCUUUUUGAUGUGUAAAUUUGACUUUUGCUUGGGCGUGUUCUUCACCGUGCAUAGUUUGGGUUUUCCGGUUUUUUCUUUUCCGUUCCCUGGAAGCUUGUAGGGUAUUUGACCUCCCCCACUGCCCCUCAUCUCUUCCUUUUUUCUCUCUUUUGUACAUGGAGAAAUGUAUUUUUGUACCAUACCUCACACCUUGAAGAGAAACCUUUUUUUAUAUCUUCAGGGCUAUAGAAUAUUUUAGUGUAACACGUCCUUCAAUGUGAUACGAAAACAUCCUGACAAAAACUCCUGUGGAUCUGUUAUAGCUGAGGCUCAGUUUUUUAGGUAUCUUCAAGUCCAUCAGUGUUAAUUUCCCAAUGCUUCAGUAUCACAGUGAAUACCAAGAACAGAAAAGAGUCCAGAAAAGAAAAAAGGGCCAGCUGUCUCUGGAUUGCUGGAUUUCUGAGAAUGUUUGGGGAUCAAUGUUUGGAGCGAUCUCUUCCUUGACAUCCUAGCAAAGAUGCUUCUGUGGCACCAGCCUUCCAUAAGUAUAUUUUCCAAUACCAAUCAGCAUUACCUGCCUGCUGGGUUUUUUGCUUUGCUUGUUUUGGUUUUUUUACCCCAUAUCAUUUCUGGUAGCAAAGCGCAACAACAGAAUUUCCUGAAAGCUGGCCUUGUGAAUUGGGCCAGGGGGUCUUCACGUAUGAAGGUGACCGAGUGACAGCACGGAGAGAGGUUAGUGCCAUUGAAAGUAGCUUUUUAAUACCCACAGUUCCCCAAAGACGACACGUAUACCAUGUCACGCGGCAUCACAGGAAGCCUGUCACAUGCAGGGGGGAACUGGGUCUAUGUCCUUCCUGCUGUGGUGGGAAGUAGCUAGUUGCGGACAUUGCCUGUUGGAACGAAGGGUGAACGUGCAGGCAGGAUGGGCUCAGUGCUUGGGGGGGUGUUUAAUAGGACUUUUACAUGCCCACGAGGGCUGGCUUGCGGGGAGGAUGUAAACCACUUUGGUCCUUAGUCUGGCCCUGUGAUUCCGCAGCCUUCUAAACAGGUUAGGAAUAACAUGUCAGAUGUCCAGUGCAGAAUCUAAAACAUGACAAAGACACCGUGUCAACAGCGGGAAUCCUGCUUGAUGUCAUCUCUGUGCUUUUGGCCACCUCUUAAGAUGCUGUUGAGGAAUGACACCUGCCUGACACUGUGACACCUGAUCACUUCUUCCUGAUGGGUUCUGAAUUAGCUGAUUUCAGCAAAAAAAACAAAAAACAAAAAACCAGCUCUCGCCAUCCAGCUAGCUCACUUUAAAAGGAACUCCUGGGAGUUUCCUGGCAGUCCAGCGGUUAGGACUUGUCGCUUUCACUGCUGCGGGCCCUGGGUUCAGUCCCUGGUUGAGGAACUAAGAUCCCACAAGCCAUGCCACGCAGCCAAAAAUAAUAAGAUAAAAUAAUAAAAGGAAUUCCUAAGGCCCUAAGGUGUCAACUCCCUCCCCCAACUUUUUGAAAUAAUAUAUCACCAUUCUACAGAAGUUUUGUUUAUGGCCAUUUGAGUAGUUGAAACUUUGCUCCCCAGUGGUGACUCAUUGACGUAUAUAUUUUCACAGGAUCUGACAUAGUGCCCUUAAAAUUGGUGUUGGACAAACAUCCACAUGAUGUACCGUGUCUGGGAGAAACCAGCCCUGUCCAGCAUACUGAAUUCCAUGCUCUGCUAGCAUGCCAUUGAUGCCUCGAUACGUAGGAGACACACCGGGACCAGUUUUUCCCUGGUGGUGGCAUGAAAAGCUGAUUGUCCUUUGCACCGUCUACUGAAAACCUCUGGCAGCUAGUGGUGUUGUCAACCAUACGCCCUAAUGUCUUUUUGCAGAUUUAAAGGUUUUGUUGUAGUGUCAGUUGAACAUGCGCAUGGGUGUUAAAUCUUUGAAAACUGUGAUUAAAUUGAUUUCUUGUGAUGGUGGUGGUGAUUAGCAGUCACUUAAAAAUCCAGCGAAGCGCUUAUUUCCCUCUUCUUAACUGGACAUCAUAUUCGUGAGGUGUGGUACCCAUCAUCCACAGUGUAUUCAUGAGUCAGAUGCGUACUUUGUGUGUCUGGUUAUCAGUUCUACAUAGCGUUUAAUUUGAUACUGUGAAGCCAUUUGAUUUUAAUAUAGUGGUGUGUGCGUGUGCAUAUGUGGUGUGUGCACACGUUAGUUUCACGAGCCUUGGGAAACUGAUUCUACAAAUAUAAAUAGACAUAAAUGUAUAAGGCUUAUUUUUUUGGCAAAGCGAGCCGUACAUUCCUCUUAUUUAUUAAAUCACUGGCUUCUGUGUUGUGUAGAGAUAUUUGUAGACCAAUUUCAGAACAGAAUUAAAAUAUUGUGAAAAUUACAGCUUAAUAAA